Molecule: messenger RNA, 240 nt
Organism: Fusarium proliferatum ET1
Lineage: Eukaryota; Fungi; Ascomycota; Sordariomycetes; Hypocreales; Nectriaceae
Exons: 2
Coding region: 1-240 (79 amino acids)
Source: RefSeq, a predicted model, not a curated record
AUGGCAUUCGAUCUUCUCGGCCCCGUCGUCAGGUCUUCCUUGUUGUUGGUUGUUGUUGUCUCUGCUCGGUUUCGGCCAUCUGCUUCCUCUCAAGUAUGCUCGCCAACCCUUGUCGUCCUUCGCUGCGCUGGAGGCGAUCUGAGACAUUCCCAUCCCAGCCAGAUCUGCAUUCCGACUCAGAACACCCUGACACUGGUAGUCGAGGGAGACUGUGGAUACCGGAGGCAACUCGAGACCUGA